AAUCGCGUACAGCACCUCAGAAGGAGAGGACUUCGUCACGACUCACGCCGCAGGCCGCAGCCCACGGUUUCGUGACCGUGGACGGGGGCCCAAUUGGAAACCCUUCGAUGGAGUCGUCGUCGUCGGCGGCGGCGGCCGUCGACGGAGAGGACGGAGGGGGCAGCAAGCGCAGCUGGUACGCGGUGGGGGAGCGGGCGGUGCUGGUGCCGUACCUGCGGGAGCACGUGCCGCGGUACCACGGGUGGAUGAAGGAUCCGGCGCUUCUGGAGGCCACCGCGUCGGAGCCCCUCUCCCUCGACCAGGAGUUCGACGUCCACCGCUCCUGGACCCUCGACCCGCUCAAGCAUACGUUCAUAGUGCUGGACAAGGACCUGAUCGAGGGAGGGUUCGCGGUUGGCGAUCCACACACUGAAGCGAUGGUUGGUGAUGUAAACAUCUAUAUGAAUGAUCCUGAUGAUUUGCAACUUGCAGAGAUAGAGAUUAUGAUUGCUGAACACAAGAGUACCUUUUGUUACAGCCGCGGAAAGGGACUUGGUCAAGAAGCAAUAUUAAUCAUGAUGGCAUUUGCAGUAGAGAAAUAUGGAAUUCACACUUUCAGAGCAAAAAUUAACGAAUCAAAUACAGCAUCCUUAAAGCUGUUCAGAAAAUUGGGCUUCAAGGAUGCUUCGUAUAGUUCAGUGUUUAAGGAGGUGACACUGGAGGCACCCGCAACUGCACUACCAUUGGUUUCUCCUCUGACCAUAGGAAACUGGUGACAUCUGAGUAUCUGACUAAAUUUCCGAAGCAGUUAUUGGUGUUCCUCAACUGGGAAACAGGAAACUAACUGCGUUCCAUGCUAAACUGACUACUGUAUUAUCUGCCCAACAAUUUGCUUGGGAUUAGAAUAAACUUGUGUAGGCUUCUCGACUGCAACGUGAUGCUGAACGGUUUGAACUUUUGAUGGUGUGAUGUUGUAUAUGUAGGGAGCUACCCGUGAUGUUUUUCAAGAGAGAUUUUCAACCACAAGGUGUGGAACAGGUUGCAGUAAUCUCUAGAAAGUUUAUGAAGGCGAUGCAUUGCUCACACUGUAUACAUAUACAUCGUUAUCAUGCAUGGCACGAGAACACUUUUCAGUUAGCCAGAAAUUUGUGUGCAUUCGAUUCGAGA
Oryza sativa Japonica Group (Japanese rice) is the source of this 1146-nucleotide messenger RNA. RefSeq names its product GCN5-related N-acetyltransferase 9. NCBI's taxonomy places the organism in Eukaryota, Viridiplantae, Streptophyta, Magnoliopsida, Poales, Poaceae. Gene Ontology annotation, molecular function: N-acetyltransferase activity. The record is from RefSeq and is a predicted model, not a curated record.